GCUAUAAAAUAGACUGUAGUGUAUUUCUCCAUUCUGAUCGUGUAAAUAUAGCCGCUGCUGUAGCAAAGUGGAAAGGUGAAAACUGAAAAGUCAUAUGCUCGAUCGUCUUCUUCCUUGUUCUCCGUGCUCUCCAAACCCUAGAACAUGAUCUGAGAAACACUUUUCCAUCUGCUCGAUUUGGGAAAAGCUUCGCCAAGAUGUACACUUUUGCAAAUGCGUAGAUUUGAGUUUACCUCUUCCAUCGUGACAUUGUUGGAAGUGUUGAAAUUGUGCUUGCAACUCAUCGAUUAUUCUACAAAAAAGACGGCGGCUCAUCCGGAAGCAUCUAGCAAAUGUCAAGUCAUUGUACGUUGGCUCAAAAUAAAAAUAAUCUUUUAUGAGACGAUGGCUUGAGGCCGCACGAUCUCGAUUGAUUUGGAUUCAUCUUCUAACGACCCUUUUGUUUUCCUCCCGGCGAAAAUUCGUGAUAAUACGAGCCGAGGUUUCCACGCCGGCGCGUGCUCUUAUCGUGAAGCCGUUGGCUGUUCUUUUGAGAUUUCCGAUCGGCGGCAACUUCUCUGUUAACCAAAUUCCACAGUUGUUAUCGGCUUAUGAGGGAGUAUGGUUGCUACUAUUUUUGUUUCUGGCAAUAUGAAUUGGGGGCACGGAUUUGGCCGCGGCUGUGAUUCCUAUGGUCAAAAUAACAAACUAUAUGGGAGAUCAUUAUGUUCAACAAAAGAAAGAUGCAACUUCAACAAGACAGCAAAAUUCAUCAUGCCUUCAUCACAUAGUUCUCAUAGGAUUGCAACUAGUAAAUGAAUCUACUUUGAUAUUGAUCAGGCACGGGGAAUCAAUGUGGAACGAGAAGAAUUUGUUCACUGGUUGUGUUGAUGUGCCUUUGACCAAUAAAGGAGUGGAGGAAGCGAUUGAAGCUGGAAAGAGAAUUAAGAACUUGCCUUUAGAUGUCAUCUUUAUAUCAGCUUUGAUUCGUUCACAGAUGACAGCCAUGCUUGCUCUUACUGAACACCACUGCACAAAGGUGCCCAUAAUUCUGCAUAAUGAGAGUGAAGAAGCUAAAUUAUGGAGUGAAAUUCAUAGUAAAGAUACGCAGGCACAUUCUGUUCCUGUCAUUAAAGCGUGGCAACUGAAUGAAAGAAUGUAUGGUGAGCUUCAGGGUUAUAAUAAGCAGAAAACAGCAGAAAGGUAUGGAAAGGAGCAAGUUCAUAAAUGGCGCAGAAGCUAUGAUGUUCGUCCACCUAAUGGGGAGAGUUUAGAAAUGUGCUUGGGAAGGGCUGUUUCUUAUUUUAAAGAGCAUAUUGAACCCCAACUUAUGGCCGGAAAGCAUGUGAUGGUGGUGGCUCAUGCAAAUUCUUUGAGAUCCAUUAUUAUGUAUCUUGAUGAGCUAACUUCUCAGGAGGUUAUUAACUUGGAACUAUCAACUGGUGUGCCAAUGCUCUACACUUAUAAAGAGGGAAAGUUUGUCAGGAGAGGAAGCCCUCCUGGUUCAAUGGAAGCUGGAGUUUAUGCAUACACAGAGUAUCUGGCCUGUUAUAGGCAAAGAGUGGAUAUAGGUAAUACAGAAAAAGAACAGGGGUAAGAAUGCGUACAUCUUGGAUCUCAUAACACGAUUGUGAAGUUGCUGUGGAAGAAAUGUGUCCCAACACCUUAGUGGACUUCAUUUGAUUAGUAAACCAUACAUAUUGUUUGUUCUCUUGGUGCUGGAGCUGUUGAUAAAUUCCAACAGCUCUCUGAACAACUCCAUUUUGGAGUAUUUUCAUUUUGAGGAAAUUCUUAGAAAUGGUACUCAAUAACCAUAUACUUUUUUUCAAAUUAGUCACUAGGAUGAACUAAAUACUGAGAUAGUAC
Messenger RNA from Cuscuta campestris, 1845 nucleotides. Lineage: Eukaryota; Viridiplantae; Streptophyta; Magnoliopsida; Solanales; Convolvulaceae. The record is from the annotation of a GenBank genome assembly.